Hymenoscyphus albidus is the source of this 322-nucleotide messenger RNA. Lineage: Eukaryota; Fungi; Ascomycota; Leotiomycetes; Helotiales; Helotiaceae. The record is from the annotation of a GenBank genome assembly.
AUGCCCAUGAGAUACUCGAGUCUUCAUGCUCCCGCUGUUCAGCAAUUCAAAUCUUUUUUAUAUACCUUGGUCUUGAUGCCAACUUUUGUAAGUAUUUUCAAAGCCUAUCCAUCUCACAAUCAAGAGCUCUUGCCUUUUCUUCAAUACUACCACUCAGUUCGUACCCGAAGAACUCUACCAAAAGAUCACAUUUAGAUCUCCAUCAUGGGUAGUGGCAGCGGCUCAUCGUCUUCCAAACAUGGAUCUUCCAGGCAUGGGUCCUCCAAACAUGGAGGCUCCAGGCAUGGGAACUCUAGCAAAUCUCACAGCAAGAAAGAAGUAG